Pogonomyrmex barbatus (red harvester ant) is the source of this 1569-nucleotide messenger RNA. Its product is annotated as protein salvador homolog 1. Gene Ontology annotation, molecular function: protein binding; molecular adaptor activity. Gene Ontology annotation, cellular component: cytosol. NCBI's taxonomy places the organism in Eukaryota, Metazoa, Arthropoda, Insecta, Hymenoptera, Formicidae. The record is from RefSeq and is a predicted model, not a curated record. Gene Ontology annotation, biological process: negative regulation of cell population proliferation; positive regulation of apoptotic process; apoptotic process.
GUUCAUUGUGCAUCCAGCUUAACUUGCAAGUUAGGUUAGGUUGCGUCAGCGUUCUAUAAUAUAAUUCUGAUCAUUCCGCGCGACUCCUUAUAUUUGACGUUUUGAUUUUAUGUGACGUUGCUCAUAAAACCGAUGGUAUGCUGUCAAGAAAGAACAAAGAUCUGAGGAUGAUCAAAGAAGGGGUAGUCGGAAAAUAUGUGAAGAAGGAAACGCCACCCGAAAUGCCAAUUAUCAACGUAUGGACGACAGAGCCGAACAAAAGACAGAGACGGCGUAACAAUCAUCCGAUGAUGUCAAAUUCUAUGUUUUGUACAGCAUCUCAAGCAGCAGUUGGCCCAGAACCAUUGAAACAUAUAAGAAGACAUCUGAAGAUAUUGAUUUUUAUCGAUGCUUCUCUCGUGUCAUAGUCCAUUUCUCCACAACCUAGUAUGGUGCAAAAGUUCGGAAAUACGAAAACCACAAACAGUGCCGUCGGUUUGGGCAACCAUGAGGGAAAAUAUACGCCGAAUAAUUCAGUUCCUGACUUAGCUCAAAGAUUUGCCAGCCUUUCUAUUAAUACCGGAGUAAAUGACUGCAUGUUUUCGAGGACCGCGACACCAAUAUAUCAUCCUGAACUGUCACCUGCAAUGUCACAUACUUAUAUUAAUCAAUAUGCUGGAUCCGAGUAUCAUUUGGACAGGGUGCAGACACCACAGAUGCCUUAUAUGCCUUUCGACACAGAUACCAGUUACGAGGAUUAUAAUCAGUAUCGUCGCAAUGCUGGUUACAGUAGAUGUUAUUCGGAGAGAUCAAGUUCUCGAAGCGAGCAGCAGCAGGAUGAGUUACCUUUGCCGCCUGGAUGGUCGGUCGAUUUCACUCUUCGUGGUCGAAAAUACUAUAUCGAUCAUAAUACUAAAACCACACAUUGGUCGCAUCCGCUCGAAAAAGAGGGAUUGCCCACUGGAUGGGAGAGAAUUGAAUCUCCUGAAUAUGGCGUUUAUUAUGUUAACCAUAUCACACGUCAAGCGCAGUACGAACACCCAUGUUAUCCUCACGAAAUGCAAGCGGUACGCGUCGUGUCGCCACCGCGACACACUCACUUUCAUUCUCAUAGCGUUUUAGUGCCGGCCAAUCCCUAUCUCAACGAAGAGAUACCACAUUGGUUACAUGUAUAUAGUCGGGCUUCGAUAGCUCUUGAUCGCAAGCUACGCUGGGAAUUGUUCCGUUUACCUGAAUUAGACUGUUUUAACGCCAUGCUUACCAGAUUGUACAAGCAAGAACUAGAGGAGGUUGUGAUGCGUUAUGAAGAGUACAGAUCAGCGUUAUUGUGUGAGAUGGAACAAAGAUUGAAGGAACUGAAUCCAGAAUCAAGUAGUUCCAACGUUGGUGCUAUUGCUUUAAGAAGAUCUCUUCCAUAAGAGAUCUGCUAAACAAUUCAUUUUUUUUUCGACUAAUGGACAGAUUUCUUGGAAAUACGAUGAUGAUUAGUUGUAUUCAGAAAACAGUAGAGCAAACACUGUAAUUUAUAUCAAUGAUUGGAGCAUCUUUACAUUCAUGAUGAAUAGUAAAAUAUAGCAAUGAUAGCACUUA